AUGUGGUCAAAUAUCAUUCUUUCUUUGGCUCUUGGCAGCAUUCACCCAACCGUGGCUAAGCCGUUGCCCGAAGCAGCAACCAAACCCGGCACAUCGAACAACACAGUCCAGGGGUGUCUCAACGCCGCCAAGGCACCAGUUGUCGUAUCCUCAUCCUCAGAUUGGUCCGACGAUAUCCGGCCCUACAACUCUCGUUUGCAAUACACACCAGCUGUUGUAGUAACGGCUACCGAUGUCAGCCAUGUGCAGGCCGCCGUGAAGUGCGGAGCGCAGUAUAAUCUCAAGGUCACAGCCCGAGGCGGCGGUCACAGCUACUCUUCGGCCGGACUCGGCGGCGAAAACGGCCAUGUGGUUGUUUGGCUCGACGAGAUGUACGGCGUGACGUUGAAUUCCGAUAACACUGCGACGGUGCAAGCGGGCGCGAGACUUGGCCACAUCGCGACGGAGCUGUUUAAUCAGGGAGGCCGGGCCAUCUCACAUGGAUCAUGUCCUGGUGUUGGUAUGGGACAUGUCUUGCAUGGAGGCUUCGGCUUUUCAUCUUCCAUGUACGGCCUUGCGCAAGAUUGGAUCGCUGAGGCGACCGUAGUCACGGCCGACGGAAAGGUCGUCAAAGCAUCGCAGACCCAAAAUACGGAUCUCUUUUGGGCCCUUCGUGGCGCGGGGUCGUCUUUCGGCAUCGUUACAGAGUUCAAGUUCAACACCUUCGCAGCUCCAUCAGUUGUCACAUGGUUCAAGGUCUCAUCACCAUUUAAGAAGGACAAGCUGGCUUCGGCUCUCGUGGCUCUCCAAAAGUAUGCCCAGAACGACAAGCCUAUUGAGUUAAAUAUGCGGGCCGUCGUCACCGCCGACAGCACCGCGUUUGAUGGCCUCUACUACGGGACCGCAGACCAGACACGCGUUGUGCUCAAGAAGUUCCUCUCACCCCUGGGUAUCGACGUCGGUGGCGCAACCAUUACCCAGACUGACUGGAUCGGCCAGCUGGAGCACUACGCCGGCUCAGCGGCCCUUGAUGAGACCGGACCGCAGAGCCUAUCCGAUACUUUCUACGCCUCGAGUCUCAUGACCAAGACGGUCUCGACUGCGGGCUUCGCUGCCUUUGCCGAUUACUACCAGAACACAGCAAAGUCGACGGACAGCGGCUGGUUCGUCCUCAUCGAUGUCCAUGGUGGCAAAACCAAGACAGCCCAGGUUUCAAACUCAGCGACAGCUUACGCCCAUCGUGAUAAGGUGCUCAUGUGGCAGUUCUAUGACUCUUCUGGAAGUUCUGCGUACCCAAAGUCCGGAUACAAAUUCCUCAGCAAAUGGAUGGCAUCAGUAACAAACACCAUGGCAACUAAUGAGUGGGGUCGCUACGUGAAUUAUGCCGACUCCCAGCUCAGCAAUGCGGAUGCACAAGAUCAGUACUACCGGGAUAAUCUGGGGCGUUUGAAGGCUAUCAAGGCUAAGCUUGAUCCCAAGAAUUUGUUCACCUACCCGCAGGGGGUGGGCUCAUAA
Molecule: messenger RNA, 1494 nt
Organism: Colletotrichum paranaense
Lineage: Eukaryota; Fungi; Ascomycota; Sordariomycetes; Glomerellales; Glomerellaceae
Product: FAD binding domain-containing protein
Exons: 2
Coding region: 1-1494 (497 amino acids)
Molecular function (GO): oxidoreductase activity; FAD binding
Source: RefSeq, a predicted model, not a curated record